Messenger RNA from Eruca vesicaria subsp. sativa (arugula), 1266 nucleotides. The record is from the annotation of a GenBank genome assembly. NCBI's taxonomy places the organism in Eukaryota, Viridiplantae, Streptophyta, Magnoliopsida, Brassicales, Brassicaceae.
AUGGAGCAUAGAAAGUCAUAUGUGCUUGUAGCUCUCUUCGCAUUGCUUCUCUUGACCGAUAUUGUCAUUGCUGCCAGCGAAGGCGGCAAAGGCAACGGUAAUAACGGCCAGGGGAAUGAGGGACAAGUAGCAAAGGGUAAAGGAGGAGAUGAUGGCAAUGGCAAAGGCAAAGGCAGCGGUAACGGUCCAAAGAACAAGGAUAAAGACAAGAAGGACAAGGACGAGAAGGAAAAGAAGGCCAAGAAGGAGAAAGAAAAGAAAGAGAAAGAGGAAAGGGAAAAGAAAGACAAGGAAAGGAAGGAAAAGGAGAAGAAGGAUAAAGAGAGGAAGGACAAGGAGCAGAGUGAAGCAGCUGCUAGAUACAGAGUGCUUUCACCGUUGCCUACAGGACAGGAGCAAGCCAUGUGCCAAGCUCAGGGUGCAUGUUAUUACAAAACUCUUGUUUGUCCUGGUGAAUGUCCUAAGAGAAAGCCCACCAAGAACAGAAACACCAAAGGUUGCUUCAUUGACUGCACUAGCAAAUGCGAAGCUACAUGCAAAUGGAGAAAACCUAACUGCAACGGCUACGGUUCUCUAUGUUACGAUCCUAGAUUUGUUGGAGGGGACGGAAGGAUGUUCUAUUUCCAUGGAUCUAAAGGAGGAAACUUUGCAAUCGUUUCAGACAACAAUCUCCAGAUCAACGCUCACUUCAUCGGUACAAGACCCGUUGGAAGAACCAGAGACUUCACAUGGGUUCAAGCCCUAAAUGUCAUGUUCGAAACCCACAACCUCGUGAUCACAGCCAAUAGAGUGACACAAUGGGAUGAAAACUCUGACGCAUUUACCCUUAGAUUCAACGAAGAACUCAUCACACUACCUGAAGACGAACAAUCCGAAUGGAGGGUAAUCUCGGGACAAAGAGAGAUUGUCAUCGAAAGAACCGACGAGAGAAACAGCGUGAGGGUACUUGUCUCUGGUCUUGUCCAGAUGGACAUCAGAGUAAGACCUAUUGGGAAAGAAGAGGACAGAGUUCACAACUAUCAGUUGCCUCAAGAUGACGCAUUUGCCCAUCUUGAGACUCAGUUCAAGUUCCUUGACCUAAGUGAGCUUGUUGAGGGUGUUUUGGGGAAAACCUACCGUACUGAUUACGUUAGCUCUGCCAAGAUUGGAGUCCCAAUGCCUGUGGUGGGAGGAGAAGACAAAUACCAAACGCCUUCUCUGUUCUCUCCGACUUGUAGACUCUGCAGGUUUAAGCCUCAAGAAAAAACACUCUCUGCUGAUAUCUAA